Molecule: messenger RNA, 3581 nt
Organism: [Torrubiella] hemipterigena
Lineage: Eukaryota; Fungi; Ascomycota; Sordariomycetes; Hypocreales; Clavicipitaceae
Source: the annotation of a GenBank genome assembly
AUUUGGAAUUUUGAAACCAUAUUAUAUUUGUGAACACACUUCAUUUGCGGCAUCGUUCUGUUUGAGCCUGUUUCUUUGCUUUGCUUAUUCUGUUCAGCAUUCGACGCGUGCAUCUUGUUACACUUCCUUCGACAUCAUCACGAACCAUCAUACCACCAUCUUCUCUCGCCUUCAUGCUUCACGCGCACUGCUGUACUGAUGGCGCGAUUCGGGAGACCUAAGAAUAUCAACUGCUUCUACUGUGGCAAGCGAGCUGCGUUCAAGUUUGAUGGAUCGAUUCGCGAAUUCCUCUGCCUGAAAUGCGAUGCGACCAACUACCUAGAUCAGAACGGCGAGAUUACAGACCCUCCUGUUGCUACGGAACGAGAAGCUCCUCCGACACAAUACAUCACGCAGACCUCAGCGAGGCAGUCUUCCGCGCCGGAUAGCGUCUUCUGCGAGACUUGCCUCAAGAACCAGCGGCUGUUUACUGCGUCAUUGGCGCAGUAUCUCCCCGACGAUCCGAACCACCCUGAUUACGCAGAACUCGAUCGCAACUAUUAUAAAUACAGACGCAGCUUGGAGAAGCGGUAUCCUCAAGUAUGCGAGGAAUGCGACGAAAGGGUCCAGCAGCGCAUCAAGCAGGCUGGCUACACUGCCCGAACCGAUCAUCUGCGUCGCAUGAUGGAUAGGACCCGUGGACGCAAGGUUACAAAGACUUCGAGUUCCCUCGACUGGGUCAAUUCCACCGGCAGGUCUCUCUGGGUCACUGGCCUGUUGACUGAACUAUUGUGGCAUCUGGUGCAUAUAUCGGCUGCGCUAGAACACCAGAGCGAUGGCAUGUACGAUCCUGACGAUUCGAGCAUAGACACCAAGGCCGUUGCUGCCCUGCGUAAUGCUGUUGCGCUGCUACCAGAUCAAGACGUCUUGAUUAGGACGAGUAUCACGGCUGGCAUACUAUGCGUCUGGUGGAAUCCCCAUUUCGUCCAAGUCAAUCGUGGAUUCACCAGGCACAUUCUCGGUCUCACCCAGUGGUACUCGUUUCAGGGCCUUAUUAUCUUCUUUCGAAUUCUGUCGCGCGGUGUUUCGUCCAUUGAGGCUGGAGAUGCAAGACCCAAGUCUGCCCAAAUAGCCGUACAUGCCGUCACCGCGGCUGUGAUGAGCCUUAUGUAUAUUCUCGCAUCACGAUCCGUCAAAAUUGACAUGACACCACUAUUUAAAACCGAAGAGACAACACCGUUGCGACGCAAGAAGAUGUCGCCUGAGAAGCGCAAGGAGGACGACUCAAAGACAUUUUCCGAACUAUUCAGCGAAGCGCUCGAUUCUACUCCCACAAAACACAAUACCAUUACGGCAAAUAGCAGCCCCAUUCAGCUAUUUGCCUCCAAUAGCCCAUUCAACAGCCACUCUCCGAAUGGCUUCCAGACUUCUUUCAGCGACCCAACACUUCUCAACUCGCAGGCCCCGCCACCUCAGUACGAGGAUGAAAUGGACUGGUCCCCAAGCCAUACAUCACCGUAUCGAGCAUUGCAAUCGUCGCCACAAAGACCACAAACAAGAGGCUCCUUUGGAGAGGCGCCGACGCAAGCGAAUGGCAAUACCUUUUGGUACAAAGUCCCUCCGGCGCCAACGAACCCUGCCCAAAGACAUCGAAACCCACCAAACAAGCCAACAUUGCGCAAAAAGAUGGCAUCUGAAGAUGUCUUCUUUAGCAGUGCGAUGAAGCAAAACGCAUCAUCAAAUGUGGCAGCGGAUCGCGCAGAUGUGACUUUCAAGAACCCUAGCUUCUUUGCCAAGCAAGAAAACGACGAGGCUAGUUCCCUCGCAGACUUGCUCGGUCAGAGCUUUAGUCUGAGCCAGGAUGCUUCGAACGACGCUAUCAAAAAGAACGACAAGCCGUCGUUUUGGAGCAACAGCAAAUCCUCCUCGGGCCAGAAACCGGUAGCAAGAGGAAACUUGAAGCUGGUCGCGCUGCUAGUCUCCUUGCUGGCAUGGCUGGCAGUAUCAUUUAUUCAGCUUCCCUACGAGCUCCAUGUCCAGGUCACCGUGUUGGUUGUGGCUGGUGCCAUCGCCCUGAGCAGUACUAGCGAUGGCAAUAGCCAUCCUACAGCAAAGGCGGAGAGCGGGCCGAUCUUGGCGGGUAUAAUGUUGGCAGUGCUUGGUGUAAUUGAACUCGGCGCCUCGUGUUGGUUGGGCUGGCAGUUGUGGUCGGGCCGGCAGGAUAUCUCUAUUCAUGGGAUGGUGUUAUUGGGAGGCAUGAUUAUACACCAGGCAUGGAAAGCGGCCAAGGCAUAGAGUGUCUUUUUUUAUAAUAUAUCGUGCUAUUGGACACUGCAUGACUGGUAAUGACAGCUAGAUGAAUAUAUGGAACAGGAAUUAAUAUAUAUACUUUGCUAACCAUAGCACUAACUUAUGGCCCAGCUGCACCGAGCCCCAGGUGUUCAAGUUGUCUUGCUUUCGCUAGGGCUCUUCGAGUAAUUACUAUGCGUAAGGCAAGGGAAAAUACCGCCGUCAACAUGAUUCCAAACCCAGAGAAAAGCUGCACCCCUAGAUACGAUCCCGUAGCGUUGAUGAUGGAUCCCGAGAUGGGUGGUCCUACCAGGGACCCGAUACCCUUAAGAAUCGACACCAUGCCGAUUCGUGUUCCAAGUCGGCGCAGGUCCGGCGUAAUACUAGUCAGUACAACAGAGGCUAGUGACACCACACUCCCAGAGAAGAAGCCAUACAAGACCGCAAAGGAAAUGUUGCCAGCUGCGUUUUCGACACUGAUCCAGUAGAAGAUACAUGCCGAGCAGAGCCCACAUACGACAAUGAAGGUGUCCAGGCCACCAACUCGGUCUGCAAUCAUGGAUGGUAUUAUACGGCCGGGGAUUGUGCAUGCGUUGAGUAUUGAGAGGAUGUACAAGCCGCCAUUUGCUUCAGACAUGCCAUGCGACAAAGCGUAGCUCUGGACAUAGUAUGACGGGUUAAAGAAUGAUAUGUUGUUGAAGAAGAUUCCAACGCAAAACAAAAGAUAUGUUGUCUCUCUAAAUGCUGUCUUGUCGAUGAAAAAUUGAAGCGACAUGUUCUUCGAUUCAUGUGCAAUGUUGGCCCGGCGAAUGCGCGGCUGGAUGACGACAAACGCAAAUGCACACGUCACCAGGACAAUAAAGCCCAUGAUUCGGACAGCCCAUCCAAACCCAAGGCUUUUAUUAGCGGCCUGAAAUAUCAACGGAUAUACAGUUGCGCCUAGCCCGCUGCCAACAGUGGCGGUGGCCAUUGCUGUGGCUCGUCUUGUUCGGAAGUACAUUGGCACAAUAGCGAUGGACGGGAUAGAGAUGCAGCACAUACCCAGCCCAAUGCAGACGCCUUGUGCCAGAAUGACGUGCCAGUAUGUGGUGCUGAUGCUUGUGAGCAUAAACCCGCCUACUUCGAGGAGCGCCCCAGCAAAGAUCAAGGCUCGACAGUACCCGGCAUCGUAUAGUGGGCCAAUUACGACUCCGACUGCCAUGAGGCAAAAGACCUGGAUAGAUCCAAUCCAUGAGAUCGCUGCAGGGGAUGUUUUUUGUAAUAAAUGUGUUGUAUAAUAUGUUUGGAAGACACCAAAGCUUGUUAUCAGGCCU